Molecule: messenger RNA, 414 nt
Organism: Triticum turgidum subsp. durum (durum wheat)
Lineage: Eukaryota; Viridiplantae; Streptophyta; Magnoliopsida; Poales; Poaceae
Source: the annotation of a GenBank genome assembly
AUGGCGCUAUCACGCAGUAUGAGAACAUGCUUGCAUAGCGGAAGACUUGCCGCCCUGGCAAUACUUGUCUCUGGUGGGAUCGUAUUGCAGAUUUUGGCAUGUGCUCUUUAUAACAACUGGUGGCCCAUGUUGACAGUUCUGAUGUACCUCAUACUACCCAUGCCGCUCAUAUUUUUCCUGGGCUCCGAUUCUCCAUCGAUCAUGUCAAAUGAGAAUGAUGGGUGGGUGAACUUCACCAAGUUCCUGACGGGCGCGUCCAUCGUGGGCAGCAUCGCCAUCCCGUCGAUCCUGAAGCACGCCGGCGUCAUCGGGUGGGGCGCGCUGACGAUGGAGCUGUCCUCCUUCGCCGUCUUCGGGCUGGCCAUCGUGUGGUUCCUCCAGAUGAACUCCGAGGACGAGUACAGCGCCUUCUGA